AACAUUAAACUUGUCCAUUUAUGUAUUUUCAAAUCCUUGUCCGUCUAAGCCUCACGUCUGCCUACAUAAAUCCCCUCCAAACCCUUACCAAUUACCAUUCUCCUCUUGCCCCUUUGUAGUCUCUUCUUUAACUAUUUAUAUGGCGAACUUGUCAGAAUUGCCACCCGACCUCAUUAGUACAGUUGUCGAGCGUGUUAAAGUGAUUGAAGAUUUUAUUGCUUUUGGUGCUGUUUGUAUCUCAUGGCGAACUGCUGCCACAAGAGAUAAUUUUGAUGUAUCCUCACCACAAAUUCCAUUGCUUAUGCUAGCAGAUAAAGAUGAUGAUUAUAGAGAAUUUUACUCUCUUUCCAAAAACAAAAUUUCACGCAUAUUUCUCCCAGAAAUUAGAGGGCGAAGAUGUUUUCCAUCAGAGGGAGGUUGGAUGUUUACAGACUCAUGUACAGGAGAAUUUAACUUGUUUCAUCUAUUUUCCCGUACCCAGAUUCAACUUCCUUCACAAAAAGCCCUAAAGGAGUCUUUACAAAAAGACGCAGAAAUAACUCAUUACACAAUUGACAAAGCUGUCUUAUCUGUAAAUCCUUCUCUUACAUCAGAUUAUGUGCUCGUGAUUUCCGAUCUUACAUAUGGUAGAGGUGAUCUCGCCUUUUGGCGACCGGGAGACGUCAACUGGACUAAAAUUGUCAUGAGAAGAAAUGCUAGAUUCAACAGUCUCUUUCACUAUAAGGGUAAAUUUUAUGCUUUUAAUUAUGAUGGCGAGUUAUGGGUUUUUGAUGUUCCAGGCUGUAGCAUUCCUCGACCAAUUGUAGUGCCGCGUCGACUUACUCGUCUGAAAGAUCCUAUAUUACAUCAACCGGAUACUCAGUACUACUUUGUUGAGAUAUCUGGUGCACUGUUACUUCUUAUUCGAUUUUUGAAUAACACAUAUACUAGUGAUUAUGAAACCAUUAAGUUUAAGGUAUUUGAAAUAGAUAUAAUCAAAGAUCAAUUGAACGAGAUUAAUACUUUAGGAGAUUCAACAAUUUUUUUGGGACGGAAUGGAGCAACUGCUAUGGUUACAGGGCUGAAACCUAAUCACAUUUAUUUCACAGAUGAUGUAUUUGAGAGCUAUUUCGCCUUGGAAGCAGGUGGUGGAAAAGAUAUGGGGGUUUACAAUUUUGAAAAUGGAAAGGUUGAAUCUUUUUAUUCUGGGGUGUCAUUAAGUCCUGUUUGCCCGCCAACAUGGGUUAACCCAUCAUUCGGAUCAUAAUGCGGUUUUACUCACAUCAUAUGGCAGCUCUCUUUGUUUUGGUUUUUUAGCUAGUUAUUUAUCAUUGUUUUUAACAAAUUAUCAAUAUAAAGUUAAAUUAAUCUAUUUAUUUUAAUAUGUUGUUUGAAUGUUAUCAUACUUAAGCAAUUCUAGUUGUGAUUUCUCAAAAUGGUUGAGGCUUAUGAGAUACAGUUUGCAGAUAUUAACUCUACAUUUGAUUCUUGCAUCCCAUUUUGCUAGUUACGAAGUUUAGUAACUUUAAUGAAUUUGCUUUGAUCCAUGCUUCAAUUGUAAACUGCUGUAAAUAUCAUAUUUAUAACUGAAACUUUUUUAAUAAUUGAUAUUACAAACAACACCCUCUAAGAUUAAAAUCUUGUAGACAUCUAUAGUUUACAAAGAUAAGUCUUUUGCUUUCCUUAUAAGCAUCUAUGAGUUCUUGUUCUCCUGAUUGUUCUCUGUUUCUUCCUCAUUUUCUGCCUUUCUGGCUGUCUAAUGCAUCCAUAGACCCUGCCAUAUGUAUCUAAGUUCUUUUCUGCAAAUUAUCCUGAGUUUGAGCAUGCAAUACGUACUGCAGUCCAUCCAGAGCCAAGCCACUUUUGAUGGUGCUUUUGUUUUCCUUAUUGGUUACCACUCUGAUUAACAUGCUUGAGGAGUUCUAUCAGUUGAUUAACUCUACUACUCGUCCCGUUAUUGCUUCUCCUUUGUACUGGAAUUUCCAGUUCCCUCAACAUAGUGUCGAAGGCAGCUACCGAGUUAUUGUUGACUCUGUCUUCGUUUAAUACAAAUUUGGAGUUGAGGUCAACCACCAAAUUCAAUCCCGGCAUGGCAUUGAUAACAGAAGUUAAGCUAUUAGAACUUUGAAUCUUGUUAGUGUUAUCAACAAAUGUAUCAGCACCAUUAAUAUCGUCAGUUUUGUUUUCUUGUUCCCGGCAGAUUCUUGAAGACUGUUACCACAAGUGCUAGCUUCGGCUUCAUUGGUCUCACCAUUGUCAUUCUUUCGAACCAUCUCCUGGUUAUUCUCAUUGAGCUCCACAACUUCUGCGUCUAUUUUCUUUUACUCAACUUGCUCUUUGUCGUCGUUAUUUUCUUUAGGAGUAUUCCCAUCGUCCUGAGUACCAUCAUUUUCAGAAAGGACAGUUCUUUUCUUGCUCUUAACAGUUUAUUGUACUGAAGGUGGUUUGACAAUGACUUUGGAUUUUUUCUUAGACAUUUUCUUUUUUCUAGCAUUGCCUUCUUUUUUGGUUCUAUCUCUGAUGGAGGGGUUUUCUGUGGCAGAGAUCAUCUGGUUAUUAACCUCAUUGAUAGUAGUACUUCUUGUGCCUUGGUUGACUGUCUCCUUUUCCUCAUUAUCUCUGUAGUCAUCUAUACCAGCUUCAUGAAUGUCCUCAUGAUCCUGCUUUCCUUCAAAUUUGCUGGCACUUCGUGAAUGUUUUGCACCUUUAGGUCCCUUACUAGUUGGUACAAAGUACAGACUUGCUUAAGUGGUUUGCUUGGAUAUUGAUUUGGUAUAUGAUACUCUUUAUUUUCCAACUCUGGCGUCUGCUGCAACCAUUUUUGAACUUGCAGUAAGCUAGAGUUCUUUCAUUGUUUCCUGAAUCUUCUGAAAACCCAGGUAACUUUGUCCACCAAGACUAUAAGAAUAAGACAGAUGCAUGGAAAAAAUCACCUAGUUUUUUUUUUCUCUGCGACUUUAUGGUUCUCAACCACAUCAUUGACCAGUAUUCUAAUAACUAUCGGGCAAGUAUAUAACAACUGCGCUUCAAUCACAAGCUAGCUUUAUAUGUAUUAUCUUUAUCAAGAAGUUUAAAUGUAUGACAUCACUAUCGAUGUUAUGAAGCUGAGCUUUAAGGUCAAUGUAUUUUAAAGCUGUCCAAUCCUCUUCUGUAUCAGUGCAAUCAAAAUCUCUCAAAGCAGUGAAUAAGCUACUACCUUACUUAGGAGUGUAGCAAUUGGGGAGAAUUCCAAUGCUGAAAUGGAAGCCUGAGUUCCAAUAAGAUGAGCUAAGCUAACAAAGUGUUUGGCCUUGGAUGAGAAGAGUUCCAACUUGAACUGUUCAGAGAAAGAUGCAUUUUUGCAGAUCGGGUAUCAGGUGAACGAGAUGACAAUGGUGCAACUAUAAAAGUCAGGAUUGGAGCUUUCUGACUAUUAGGAAAAGCUAGCAUCGAUCCGUUCGCGAGUUAGCAGCUCAUCUUGCAUACCUAUGAAACCUUUCAGGUUCUUCCUUAUUUAUAGAUAUUCUUCUGACGUAAUGAUCAAAAGAUAAUACUAGCUAGUGUAUCAUCCGACUUCCAGAUACAUCAAUGGAUAUUCGGAUACAUAGGGGAAGGGUGUAUUCCGAGAGGGGACGGAUACGUAUGUAUCAUCGAGAUGUAUUCAGGGAUUUUUGAUUAUUUUUAAAAAAAUGAGAAAAUUUUAGAAAUUAUGAUAAAA
Molecule: messenger RNA, 3676 nt
Organism: Solanum pennellii
Lineage: Eukaryota; Viridiplantae; Streptophyta; Magnoliopsida; Solanales; Solanaceae
Product: F-box protein At2g26160-like
Exons: 4
Coding region: 140-1246 (368 amino acids)
Molecular function (GO): protein binding
Source: RefSeq, a predicted model, not a curated record